Messenger RNA from Ambispora gerdemannii, 2310 nucleotides. The record is from the annotation of a GenBank genome assembly. Lineage: Eukaryota; Fungi; Glomeromycota; Glomeromycetes; Archaeosporales; Ambisporaceae.
AUGUCUAGCAGACAAAUUACCGAAUUGCAUUUUAAUAGCCAUCCCUCUUCACCCAAUAUGAGUGCGGAGAGAUCAAAAUGUAACGUAAUAGGAGUAUGUGCAUUAGAUACCAAAGCACGUUCAAAGCCCAUGAGAAACAUUUUGAAUUCCCUAUUUUCUUUUGGCGAAUUCGAAACGAUUAUUUUUGGCGAUAAGGUUAUACUUGACGAAGACGUCGAGAACUGGCCUGGCUGCGAUUUUUUCAUAUCGUUUUUCUCAGCAGGAUUUCCAUUGGACAAAGCAAUCCAGUAUGUCAAUUUACGGAAGCCAUUUUGCGUCAACGACUUGCCAAUGCAGAAAAUCCUAUGGGAUAGACGCCUGGUUAUGAACGUUCUUGAUGCGAUUGAGGUUCCAACUCCACAAAGAUUAGUUGCCAGUCGGGAUGGCGGGGCGAAAUUAGAGAAAGAAGUAUCAGAGGAGUUACAAAAGACUAUAGGCGUGAAACUUGAUAAACCAUGCGGACCCGCCCAUGUAGAGUUGAUUGAUUACAACACCCUUAGUGUUGAUGGUCAAUUAUUAAAAAAACCUUUCGUGGAAAAGCCCAUAAGUGGCGAGGAUCACAAUAUACACAUUUACUUUUCAAAAGAAAUGGGAGGGGGUGGGCGUAGGCUUUUCAGAAAGAUCGCAAAUAAGUCGAGUGAAUUUGACCCGAAUUUAUUUCAACCACGAACAGACGGCUCGUACAUCUAUGAGCAAUUCAUGGAUACCGAUAAUGCGGAAGACGUCAAAGUCUACACUAUCGGUCCUUCGUUUGCACAUGCCGAGACGCGUAAAUCUCCCGUUGUGGACGGCAUGGUAAGAAGGAAUAACGAUGGCAAAGAAGUCCGCUAUGUUACUACACUAACUCCUAAGGAGAAAAAAAUGGCGAGCAGUAUAUGUCUUGCUUUUGGCCAAACUGUCUGUGGAUUUGAUUUGCUGCGUGUGCACGGCCAGUCCUAUAUCAUCGACGUAAAUGGAUGGUCGUUCGUGAAAGGAAACGACGACUACUAUAACAACUGUGCCCGAAUUCUUCGUACGAUAUUCUUAAACGCCGUCCGUAGGCGUAAGAUUAGUGUUGAUUCUAUCCCAAAGGCAUUACGCUAUGAAAAUUCGUGGAGAUUGAAAUCCUUUGUCUCGGUAUUUCGUCAUGCCGAUAGGACUCCGAAACAAAAAAUGAAAUUCUCUUUCCGGAGUCAACCAUUUAUUGAUCUACUUAAUGAAGGCACGGAGGAGGUCAUUUUGCGAAAUGAAGAACUGAAUCUUGUUUUAGACGCGACCGAAAAAGCCAUUGGACUUCUGUCAGAAGAUCCGGUAAAACUAAAUCAAUUGAAGCUAAUAUUAGACAUGAAGCGCGAUUUGCCAGGGACCAAAGUGCAAAUCAAACCUUCUUAUAAUAAAGUCGAUGGCUUGUUCAUUAAAUUACAAUUAAUUGUGAAAUGGGGUGGAGAGUUUACUCAUUCUGCUCGAUAUCAAUCUCGUGAUCUUGGUGAAAAUUUGCGAAAAGAUUUACUGAUCAUGAAUCGAGAGGUGUUUGAUGAUGUGAAAAUAUUCACUAGUUCGGAAAGACGUGUGAGCGCUACAGACGAAAUCCCAGAAGGAGUAAUUCAAAUUCGCAAAGAAAUGCUUGAUGACAGUAAUGCAGCCAAAGAGCAAAUGGAUGGUGUCAAGAGCCAUCUUACAACACUCUUAAAACCGGGCGAAUCAUCUCGAGUGGAUUUUGCCUGGCCAAAAGACAUGCCAGAACCCCGUAUAGUUGUCCAAGAAAUUAUAGAUUCAUUGAAUAAUCAUCGUGCUAUCAUGAAUCGUAAUUUUGAAACCAUGGAUAUUGAAAAGAUUCAAUCACGUUGGUGUUGCUCCGAAAAUCCUCAGUUAUUUAGGGAGCGAUGGGAAAAACUAUUCAAGGACAUUUGUGAUGUUGACCGUCACAAAUUCGAUCCAAGCAAACUGUCAGAACUUUACGAUUCGUUAAAAUACGACGCAUUGCAUAACCGACAGUUUCUCGAGAAAAUUUUCCAAGAUCCAGCGCAAGAAAAGAGUACUCUCCAAGUGAAAAAGCUGUAUCAACGCUCGAAAAUCCUGUUUGAUUUUGUGGCGCCUCAAGAAUACGGUAUUGAGAAUAAGGAGAAAUUGGAGAUCGGAUUGCUGACUUCACUACCAUUGCUCAAACAAAUUAUUGAGGACUUAGAGGUAGCAAAGGCGAGUUCAACUCCGUGUACGAGACUCUAUUUUACUAAAGGUGAAGCCUAUACAAGAUUGAAAAUAAAAUGGCCGCCUAACUUUAUGGUCUAUUGA